UCCCCGAGCCAGGCUGGAUGAGCCGGGAGCUCCGCACUGCUGACGCUCAGACCCCAGCCUCCAUCCGCAUCCACAGGCCGUGACUGCCGCCGCCGCCGUCCACGGGAGCCCCGCAGCCCCUCCCCGCUCAGCCCUCGGCCAGUGAUCCCCGGCCUGGCCCCGCGCCCCCGUGCCCACUUCUCCUGACCCCUUGGCCGCCACCUCAGAAGGCUGGAGCAGGGACGCUGUCGCUCCAGCUGCCUGCUCCCCUUGGGUCCCCGCGAGAGCCCACGCCGGCCCCGGCGCCCGCCUGCAGCCCUGCCCCUGGACACCGGCUAAGGCCCAGCACACAGAUCCCCGGGUGGACAGCAUGGACCGCGGCACGUUCCCCCAGGCCGUCGCCCUGCUGCUGGCUCUCUGCAGCCUCGGCCCCACAAGUGUUGCAGAAACAGUCUAUUGUGACCUACAGCCUGUGGACCCACAGGUGACAUACAUCACCAGCCAGGUUUCUGAGGGCUGCGUGGCUCAGAGCCCCAAUGCUACCCUGGAAGUCCACAUCCUCUUCUUGGAGUUCCUAAAGGAGGUGUCGGCGCUGGAGCUGACUCUCCAGACGUCCAAGCAAAAUGGCACCCGGCCCCGAGAGGUGCUCCUGAUCCUCAGCACUAACAAGACCAUCUUCCUGAAGUUGCAGGCUCCAGGAAUCCCGCUCCACCUGGCCUACAACCCCCGCCUGGUCGUCUUCCAAGAGACCACAGAGGUCAACACCACACAGCUGCCAGCCUUCACUACCAGGGGUGAGCUGCUCAGCUGGGCGGAUACAAAGGGUCCCGUCACCUCUGCUGCCGAGCUGGACAAUCCUCAAAGCAUCCUCCUCCGCCUGGACCCAGCCCCGAGGUCACCCUCUUCCUGCAGUCUGGAACCCCACAAGGACAUGGGCCACACACUCGAAUGGAGCCCUAACGCCCAGGCCUCCGUCCGGGGCUGCCGCUUGGAAGGUGUGGCCGGCCACAAGGAGGCGCACAUCCUGAGGGUCCUGCCGGGCCCAGAAGCCUGGCCCCGGACGGUGACCGUGAAGGUGGAGCUGAGCUGUGCUUCGAGGGAUCCUGACGCCGCCGUGCUCAUCCUUCAGGGUCCACCCUACGUGUCCUGGCUCAUCGACGCCAACCACAACAUGCAGAUCUGGACCACUGGUGAAUACUCCUUCAAGAUCUUUCCGGAGAAGAACAUCCGUGGCUUCCACCUCCCAAACACAACCCAAGGCCUGCUGGGGGAGGCCCGGAGGCUCAAUGCCAGUGUAGUAGCAUCCUUCGUGGAGCUCCCUCUGGCCAGUGUCGUCUCUCUGAGGGCACCCAGCUGUGGCAGUGGGCUGCAGCCCUCACCCACACCGGUCCAGACCACCCCUCCCAAGGAGGGCUGCAACAAGGAGCUGCUCCUGUCCCUGAUCCAGCCCAAGUGCUCCGACGACGUCAUGACUCUGGUACUCAACAAACACCUCAUCUCGACCCUGAGGUGCACCGUCACGAGCCUGACCUUCUGGGACUCCAGCUGCCAGGCCGAGGACAGAGAUGACCAGUUGGUCUUGCGCAGCGGCUACUCCAGCUGUGGCAUGAUAGUGACAGAAAACAUGAUCAGUAACCAGGUGAUCGUCAACCUCCUGUCGAGCUCAUCACCACAGCAGAAAAAGGUGCAGUGCAUCAACAUGGACAGCCUCUCCUUCCAGCUGGGCCUCUACCUCAGCCCGCACUUCCUCCAGGCCUCCAACACCAUCGAGCUGGGGCAGCAGGGCUUUGUGCAGGUGAGCGUGGCCCCAUCGAUCCCUGAGCUCACGACCCAGCUGGACAGCUGCCAACUGAAUUUGGGGCCUGACAUGGAAAUCGUGGAACUCAUCCAGAGCCAGGCAGCCAAGAGCAGCUGUGUGAGCCUGCUGUCCCCGAGCCCUGGUGGUGACAUGCGCUUCAGCUUCCUCCUCCGUGGCUACAUGGUCCCCAUGCCCACGACUAGCAUCCUCAGCUGCACCGUAGCCCUGCGUCUCAGCACUUCCUCCCUGGACGUCCAGAGGACUGUCUCCACACGCCUGAACAUUGUCAGCCCUGGCCUGCAUGACAAAGGCCUCGUCCUGCCCGCCGUGCUGGGCAUCACCUUUGGUGCCUUCCUCAUCGGGGCCCUGCUCACCGCCGCGCUCUGGUACAUCUACCUGCACACGCGUCACCCCGGCAAGCGGGAGCCCGUGGUGGCGGUGGCUGCCCCGGCCUCCUCGGAGAGCGGCAGUACCAACCACAGCAUCGGGAGCACACAGAGCACCCCCUGCUCCACCAGCAGCGUGGCGUAGCGCCCAGCCUGGAGCCCCGGGGGCCGCCCGGC
Kogia breviceps (pygmy sperm whale) is the source of this 2340-nucleotide messenger RNA. It is a transcript of the gene ENG, whose product is annotated as endoglin. Gene Ontology annotation, biological process: transforming growth factor beta receptor signaling pathway; vasculogenesis; regulation of transforming growth factor beta receptor signaling pathway. Lineage: Eukaryota; Metazoa; Chordata; Mammalia; Artiodactyla; Physeteridae. Gene Ontology annotation, cellular component: cell surface. Gene Ontology annotation, molecular function: type II transforming growth factor beta receptor binding; glycosaminoglycan binding; transforming growth factor beta binding. The record is from RefSeq and is a predicted model, not a curated record.